Messenger RNA from Strongylus vulgaris, 345 nucleotides. Lineage: Eukaryota; Metazoa; Nematoda; Chromadorea; Rhabditida; Strongylidae. The record is from the annotation of a GenBank genome assembly.
AUGAAAGCAGUUCUACUAGUCAUCGGGUUGUGCAUUACAAUGUGCAGUGCCGAAAAGAAGAAGAAACCUCUUUGCGAAAUGUGUGAAGAUGUAAUUCAGACGUUAGAUAAACUACUGGAGAAAGGAGAGGAUUUGGAAAAGGCUAUGGAAGAAUACUGCGACACAGACUGCCCUGACUUUUUAAAACCGUAUUGCGAGAAGAUUGAUCAAAAACUAAAGUACAUCAUCGAGAAGUUAAAGGAUCACGACACACCGGAAAAAAUUUGUACAGACAUUCAUCUUUGCGUUGAUCACGACACACCAGAAAAAAUUUGUACAGACAUUCAUCUUUGCGUUGUUCAAUAA